AGUGUUUUUAUUGAGCAAGUUUUUUUGUUUUUAUAGAGCGCUGUAAAAUUUGUGUUUCAGCAUCAGAUGAAGAACUAUAUUGAGAAGGAGAGGCGAUCCUAGAAAGGUUUGAGUUUAGUGGAAAUGGUUGGAGAUGCUCUAAGGAUCUGUUAGCAUCUUGAGGCGAAAUGAAAAGAAGAGCGGUGCCAAUUGGAGCUGCUUUGCACUCGAUUUGUUCGGGGACGAGAUUUCUAAGUCUAUCGACAUCAGGGGCUUUCAGCCACAAAACUAUAAAGUCACCUGCCCUUUCAUCGGUUGACAUUGUAGAUUCAUGGGAUUCUACUUCCAAGCUACCGGUACAGCCAUGUACUCAGAAAUUGUCAAAGAACCAGACUGCGAAGAUAAUAGAUGGAAGUGCAAUUGCUGAGGGGAUAAGGUCCAGAAUAGCUUCUGAGGUAAGAAGAAUGAAGGAAUCGAUUGGACGGGUUCCCAGCUUGGCUGCCAUAUUAGUGGGUCAACGAAGAGAUUCUCUAACAUAUGUGCGCAACAAAACAAUAGCUAGUGAAGAGGUUGGCAUCAAGUUUAAGCUGACAUCCCUUCGUGAAGAUUGUACGGAAUCUGAAGUUUGCAAUGCUUUGUGUAGAUAUAGUGAGGAUCCAUCAGUUCAUGGUAUUCUUCUGCAGCUUCCCUUGCCACAGCAUUUGGAUGAGGCGAAAAUACUGAGUUUCAUCAGCCUCGAGAAAGACGUUGAUGGUUUUCAUCCUCUCAAUAUUGGACAUUUAGCAAUGCAAGGAAUGGAGCCACUGUUUAUUCCUUGCACCCCAAAGGGUUGUAUUGAGUUGCUUCUGCAGUCUGGCGUCGAGAUUAUGGGGAAGAACGCUGUGGUGAUCGGUAGGAGCAACAUAGUCGGAUUACCUAUGUCCUUGUUGCUUCAGAGGCACCACGCAACUGUGACUGUUCUUGAUGCAUUAACGAAGAACCCAGAAAAGAUAGCCCGCGAAGCUGAUAUUCUAGUGACGGCUGCUGGAGUACCAGAUUUGGUCCGUGGCAGUUGGUUAAAGCCGGGGGCAGUUGUGCUCGAUGUUGGAACGAACCCCAUUGAGGAUUGCACGAGCGAGCACGGGUAUCAUCUAGUUGGAGAUGUUUGCUUUGAGGAAGCCGUUAGAGUAGCUUCUGCAAUCACGCCCGUGCCGGGAGGAGUUGGACCAAUGACCGUUGCUAUGCUGCUUUGCAACACUCUUGAGGCCGCAAAACGCGCCCUCAAUUUUACUACUACUUGCUAAUGGGUGUCAUUUUAUAUCCUCCAAUGUUUUGUUUAUGAAUAUUUCUACAGAUAUUGUUAGUAUUUUAUAAGUUCAGAUUAGAUUCUGUAUGUAUCUAAUUUUCUUAUCUAGGUUUCAGUUGAAGAUGACUUCUUCUGUGAGUAUGUCUAGCAUUGUUUUGUUUGUGAGGUGGAUAGUGGAUAGGGAAUGAUUAAAUAUACUAUCUUCGUUUUCGGUUUUUAAAA
Messenger RNA from Salvia splendens (bonfire salvia), 1486 nucleotides. Its product is annotated as bifunctional protein FolD 1, mitochondrial. Gene Ontology annotation, cellular component: cytosol. The transcript has 6 exons. NCBI's taxonomy places the organism in Eukaryota, Viridiplantae, Streptophyta, Magnoliopsida, Lamiales, Lamiaceae. Gene Ontology annotation, molecular function: methenyltetrahydrofolate cyclohydrolase activity; methylenetetrahydrofolate dehydrogenase (NADP+) activity. The record is from RefSeq and is a predicted model, not a curated record. Gene Ontology annotation, biological process: tetrahydrofolate interconversion. Bases 168 to 1262 code for a protein of 364 amino acids.